UUUAACACUUUAUCGUGGAUCGUGUCGGUAGAUAACACCAAUUAAGCCUGCUCUUCUUGCAUUCAUAUAAAUACCACAAAUGAACCUUUCCACUUCACACUUCUCAGCGAGUGAUUGACAACAUGCGCGUCCUCAUCUUCUUGGCCCUUUGCAUCGCAGCCGUCGUGGCUGUCCCAUCCAAUCCCCAAAGGAUUGUGGGCGGUUCCACUACCACCAUUGAUCGGUACCCUAGCAUCGCUUCUCUCCUGUACUCCUGGAACUUGAGCUCCUACUGGCAGGCAUGCGGUGGUACCGUCUUGAACAACCGUGCCAUCCUUACUGCCGCUCACUGCACAGUUGGUGAUGCCGCUAACAGAUGGAGAAUCCGUCUUGGCUCCACCUGGGCCAACAGCGGUGGUGUCGUUCACAACGUCAACACCAACAUCGUCCACCCCUCAUACAACUCCAGAACUUUGGACAACGACAUCGCUAUCCUCCGCUCCGCCUCCACCUUCUCCUUCAACAACAAUGUCCGCGCUGCUUCCAUCGCUGGUGCCAACUACUUCCCCGGUGACAACUCAGCUGCCUGGGCUGCAGGAUGGGGAACCACCUCUUCUGGUGGCUCCAGCUCUGAGCAGCUUCGUCACGUUGAACUGCGCGUCAUCAACCAGGCUACUUGCAGAAGCAACUACGCUAGCCGCGGUAUCGCCAUCACCGACAACAUGUUGUGCUCCGGCUGGCCCACCGGUGGUCGCGACCAGUGCCAGGGUGACUCUGGUGGUCCUCUCUACCACAACAACAUCGUUGUUGGUGUCUGCUCUUUCGGUAUUGGAUGCGGACAAGUUAACUUCCCUGGUGUCAACGCUCGUGUGUCCCGCUACGCAUCUUGGAUCCAAUCCAAUGCAUAAGAAGGGAAUUUUGGCCAGUUUGAUUCAUAAAAUAAUGUUUGUAAUCAAGUAAACUGGAAUAGUCACCACUUAUGUUUCUUUGCUUUUAAAUAAAUUUUGCCAUAAAA
Messenger RNA from Spodoptera frugiperda (fall armyworm), 994 nucleotides. Its product is annotated as trypsin CFT-1-like. The record is from RefSeq and is a predicted model, not a curated record. The transcript has 4 exons. Gene Ontology annotation, molecular function: serine-type endopeptidase activity. Gene Ontology annotation, biological process: proteolysis. Lineage: Eukaryota; Metazoa; Arthropoda; Insecta; Lepidoptera; Noctuidae. Bases 123 to 887 code for a protein of 254 amino acids.